CGUCAUCUGAAAUGGGGCCUCAUACCUGGUCCACCUGGAAUAUCUGUGUUGUCUCCCAGCUGUGGCUAGGAAAGGUGUGGCUUGCUACCAUGUGGCGCAGCAGUCAAGAGACGGAGUUGCAUUACGGAACCCUGACGCCAUGACAGCUCUUCCACAUCGGACCUCGUUGGCCUCCUCCGAUAUCGUUGUAGCUUCUAGCCGAACAACUUCACUUUGAUACGAACACGUCUGCGUCCCGGAAACCUUCACGAUGAAGCAGCUCACACUCGACCCUUCACAGAAGCAGCCCCCCACGCGGGAUCACAAAGACUUCCCUAGCCAUCUCCCUGAUGCGAAGGAAAUCAAGGUAUCCCCUGCAAGUACAGGCGGAGAAAAUGCAGGCCUCUUCUUCAUUGGAACAGCAACGACCAUUAUAGAAUGGGAAGGUGUACGGAUUCUGACGGAUCCAAACUUCCUACAUGCUGGCGACCAUGUGCACCUGGGUCCUGGGGUCACUUCCGCGCGCCUCACUAAUCCUGCCAUUGGUCUCCACGAGGUACCUCACAUUGAUGCAAUCCUACUCUCCCAUUACCACGCGGAUCAUUUCGAUCAGGAAGUGGAAGCCUCUCUACGCCGUUCCAUUCCCAUUAUUACCACCCCCCAUGCCAAGAGGCACCUCACCUCUAAAGGGGAAGAUGAGUCUUUUACUCAAGUGUACGAUCUGGACUUCUUUGACUCCAUGCUGCUCAAUAUCAAGACGAGGGAGGGUGACCGGAAACCCGCAAUCAAAGUCACUGGGAUGCCGGGCAAGCACGUACCUCCAGGUCCCCUUUCCGUGGCCAACGAUAUCCUUUCCGCCCUUCCCCCAACCAAUGGAUGGCUGGUAGAGCUAGGGUACUUUGACAACGCGGUUUCCAGCUUCCAAUGCGGCUACCGGAUCUACAUCUCCGGUGAUACUCUGAUGGUCCCGGAAUUAAAAGAGAUACCAGAAAGGUAUAAGGGCCAAGGUAUUGAUUUGAUGUUGAUCCACCUUGGAGGCACCACGAUUCCGUCACCUAAGAUGCCCCUUUUGAUGGUGAGCAUGAACGAAACGCAGGGAGUACAAUUGAUACAACUGAUUAACCCGGACCUGACUAUUCCCAUUCAUUUCGACGAUUACGACGUGAUGCUGUCACCCUUGGCUGAUUUCAAGAAGGCGGUUGAGGAGGCCGGUUUUGCACACAAAGUGGUCUACCUUGACCGCAAGGACCAGUUUAGGUUCAAAGUGAUUCAAGGAUGAAGUGCUGCUGUGAUAUUACAUGACUAGGGAAUUAAUUGUGGCAACCGAGGAAAGAGCCAUGAAGAGGCCUUUGCCAGUGUAUGGACGCUCGGAAAUAUAGGGAAGACAUUGCGUUGACAUGCAGAGCUUACGCCGGGCCACAAUAUUAUGAAAUACAAGCCUUUUGAGAUAAGGUGUUUGUUAUUCUCUUUUUGAAUAUUUCCAGCAAGUCGAGCAGAAAUCUUGGAG
Molecule: messenger RNA, 1486 nt
Organism: Westerdykella ornata
Lineage: Eukaryota; Fungi; Ascomycota; Dothideomycetes; Pleosporales; Sporormiaceae
Product: Metallo-hydrolase/oxidoreductase
Exons: 4
Coding region: 251-1258 (335 amino acids)
Source: RefSeq, a predicted model, not a curated record